Molecule: messenger RNA, 903 nt
Organism: Hevea brasiliensis (rubber tree)
Lineage: Eukaryota; Viridiplantae; Streptophyta; Magnoliopsida; Malpighiales; Euphorbiaceae
Exons: 5
Coding region: 1-744 (247 amino acids)
Biological process (GO): CAAX-box protein processing
Cellular component (GO): membrane
Molecular function (GO): metalloendopeptidase activity
Source: RefSeq, a predicted model, not a curated record
AUGGUUCUGGCGCUUCGGCCAACCGUGGGUGCCGAACCCGCCAAAUUUGGCAGCGAUUUUUACAAACCGCUAAUUCUGCAUCGAAAGCCCGCCUAUUGUUUCUCUAUUCGUGAGCCUAGUCUUAGCUUCAAAUCAUCUCUCCGCUGUUACUGCAUCAAAGAGGAGAUUACUGAUAAUCCCACUGAGGGCUUUUCAGCGCUUUCAUCUGAUAUUACAUGGGAAAGAGGAAGUAUUUGGAGUACUAUGGCAAUGUAUAUGUUUAAUUUGCACAUUCCUUUGGGUAUUGGAGGAUUGUCUAUAGUUGCCUAUCUAUUGCACCAACCUGUGCUUGAUCCACAAACUGAAGCCUUAUCACUGCUUGUCAUUCAAAUUUUAGAACUCAUUGGAGCUCUGCUUCUACUUAGAACCACUACCAAGCCAGAACAUAAGUUAAUGAGCUUCUUCAAAUCUAACAAGUUACCAAAGGAGAGGAAUUGGCUGUUAGCUUCAGCGCUGGGUUUCGGGUCUUUAAUUUUAUUGGUGUUCCUUACAUCAUUCCUUGUGGAUAUCUUAGCUGAGGCCAAGAGUGUGAACAACCCUAUUUUGAAGGAGAUUCUUCACAGCAGCAACAUAUCGAAAACUGCCUGUGUUUUUGUUUACUGCCUCAUCACUCCCCUACUGGAAGAAACUGUUUACAGAGGAUUUCUGUUGACGUCUCUGGCCUCCACAAUGAACUGGCAGAAAGCAGUUUUUCUGCACAUAUAAUAAUGCUUCCAAAUUCAGCAGUAUGGUCCAAUUGGCCCACCUGAUGCCUCGUUCCAAAUAUCGUAAAAUAUGAUUUACUUGUUGGAUUCACUGGCACCUAUGGAGCCUAAGCUGUCACUAGAAUUUUACAUUUAAAAUGAUGUUCAUUUUUGGCUUUUA